This is a messenger RNA of Girardinichthys multiradiatus, 3615 nucleotides long. RefSeq names its product FAM20C golgi associated secretory pathway kinase b (gene fam20cb). Gene Ontology annotation, biological process: protein phosphorylation. Gene Ontology annotation, cellular component: Golgi apparatus. Gene Ontology annotation, molecular function: protein serine/threonine kinase activity. The transcript has 11 exons. NCBI's taxonomy places the organism in Eukaryota, Metazoa, Chordata, Actinopteri, Cyprinodontiformes, Goodeidae. Bases 679 to 2337 code for a protein of 552 amino acids. The record is from RefSeq and is a predicted model, not a curated record.
CCACAUGCUUACAAGGGGCUCGUUCUCUUCUCCAGCUGCAGGAAGCCCAGCGGUUCCUUCCGCUGAAUACCUCAACCGCUCCGUAGGGCCGCUAGUUUUCUACGGGACGUGGGUGAGAGCACCGAUUUCCGGGGACUUUCCGUGAACAACGCUGAAAUGUGACGUUUGUCGUCCUUCUUUGGAACAACUGUCCCAGCCGAACUGGACUUCUCCGUUUCCUUUUCCGUCCCCUUGUUCUGGAUCCGAACUGGACGGGGAGACUCGAGUCGUGCGCGCUGUCAGGUCUCUUGGGAUCGUGCGUCCAGGAUCGUGGGUCCAGGAUCGUGGGUCCAGCUUCCGUGUUUCCUGUUUCACACCGGGAAGGGAAGGGAAGGGAAGGGAAGAGCACCGGGAAGAGGAGGAUGAGGCUGGCCCAAAUCUCCCGCUGGUCUGAACCCACCCGAAUCUUCUUGACCCGGACGCCUCUGAGUAAUUAGAGAAGAAGCUCUGGACUCCGGCUGAACGCUGACUCCUUUACUCAAGACGGCUGGUGAAGAUGGGUCCUACCUGCUCAAUGUGUAUUUCAUUAAACUGGCGUCCAGUCUGAUCAACAUCAUCAGCGAUGUAGUCAGUCUGUUCAUCUGCGUCCUCAUCAUCUGCAGCAAGUUCUCGCAUCUGUUAAAGAAGGAGACCGUGAAGAUGAUCCUCCUGCGCAAAUUCCGGGUCCUGAUCCUCAUGGUGUUCCUGGUGGCCUGCUCCAUGCACAUCAUGAUCGACCUGCUACCCAAGCUGGAGCGUCAGGGCAGCGGCGGCUGCUCCUGCUCACACACGCCGAGCGAGGAGCCCGACCGCAGCUGGGCGAAGCAGGGCUGGCCCAACAAGCACACCCUGCGGAUCCUCCAGGACUUCAGCAGCGAGCCCAGCUCCAACGCGUCAUCCCGCUCCGUGGACCGGCUCCCAGCGGACCGAGCCCCGGGUCCGGAGCUCCUGGGCCAGCGCGCCGACAGGAAGAGACCCUUCACCCAGGAGGCGUGGGUGGCCAAGCACACGCCGGCCAAAGGUUCGAGGCUGUCGGCUCUGUUUGAGCAUUCCUUAUAUAGAAGGUCUCUGCCGGGUCUGACGGAGGAGGACACGCUGUUCAACGUGAACACGGACCUCAGAUUUGACCCCAAAGCAGCGGAGGACCCGGCAUGGACCGGGGAGGGCACCGAUGAUGAGUUCAGCCCGACUGGGGAGAUGACGGCAGAGUCCUACCCCAACUGGCUCCGCUUUCACCUUGGGAUUAACCGCUAUGAGCUGUACUCCAGACACAACCCGGUCGUCGAUGCUCUCCUUGAAGACCUGGUGACGCAGAGGAUCACCAGCGUCGCAAUGAAGUCUGGAGGCACCCAGCUGAAGCUCAUCAUGACCUUCCAAAACUACGGCCAGGCGCUGUUCAAACCCAUGAAGCAAACCCGGGAGCAGGAAACCCCGCCAGACUUCUUCUAUUUCUCUGACUUUGAAAGACACAACGCAGAGAUCGCAGCCUUUCAUCUGGACAAGAUCCUGGACUUCCGUCGGGUCCCUCCUGUUGCUGGCAGGCUGGUCAACAUGACGAAGGAGAUCAGAGAUGUAACGAGAGACAAAAAGCUGUGGAGGACCUUCUUCAUUUCUCCAGCCAACAACGUGUGUUUCUACGGAGAGUGCUCCUAUUACUGCUCCACCGAGCACGCUCUGUGUGGGAAACCGGACCAGAUCGAAGGAUCUCUGGCGGCCUUCCUGCCCGACUUGGCCCUCGCCAAGCGCAAGACCUGGAGGAACCCGUGGAGGCGCUCCUACCACAAGCGCAAGAAGGCAGAAUGGGAGGUGGACCCAGACUACUGCGAGGAGGUGAAACAGACUCCACCGUACGACAGCGGCACACGGCUGCUGGACAUCAUGGACAUGACCAUCUUUGACUUUCUCAUGGGGAACAUGGAUCGGCACCACUAUGAGACAUUUGAAAAGUUUGGAAAUGAGACCUUCAUCAUCCACUUGGACAACGGCAGAGGCUUUGGAAAACACUCUCAUGAUGAGAUGUCUAUCCUGGUGCCUCUUGUGCAGUGCUGCAGGGUCAGGAAGUCAACCCACCUGCGUCUGCAGCUGCUGGCGAAGGAGGAAUACAAGCUGUCCGUUCUGAUGGCAGAAUCCAUGACGAGGGACCGGCUCAGUCCCAUCCUCAUCCAGGUUCACCUGGACGCUAUGGACCGACGUCUGCGCCUGGUGCUAAAUGCUCUGUCUGAGUGCAUCGACAAGGAGGGCUACAGCUACGUGGUGGAGGACGAUCUCCAGGGAGACCUAGGGGCUGACCACAUACACAGCGGCCCAAGAAGGAGGUAGCCAGGGGGUGCAGAUGGCUGGAUUGGACCAACUUCCAGGGGAAAGGACACUGGAUAUUGAUCUGAAGCUGCCUUUUGCUGAAACUGAACAAGCAACCUGUGGUGAAUUCCUCUGAACUUCCAAGGAAGCCAGAACUUUCACCAGAACUCUCACAAACCAACCAGGGUUUCUUUAGGCAAAGGGGAGCAGAACAAUCCCAUUUUACCCGGACUCCUUAAAGUGAACAUGAAGUUGAGGUCCUAGUCAAAGUCUUGGAAGAGACAGCUUGUUACAGACACAUCCUGAACCCUGUGUUUGAAUUCAGUGAAUUCUGAGGGCCUUGAAGCGAAUCUCCCAACUCUUCCUCAACUCACUUCCUUAAAGCGAGGAUAAAACAUUCACCACAGGAGAGGAGGAGGAGCUGAAGCUGGAUCAAAAUGAUGUUUUCAAUGAUUUUAUUUGUAAAAUAUUUUGUUGCAUAGUUUCUUUUUUAACUUUAUUUCUGCUGAUCUGUUUCAGGAGGUUUUUGAUGGGAGUACAGGUUUACUCCUCGAUCAUGUUGUCCCUAAUCUUUUACUUGAGAAAGUAUUUAUUAAAGUUCAUAUUUAUUGUUUGCCAAAAAAUGAAAAAUGUUCUGGUAAAGAAGCCAAAUGAUUUUCAUCAACAGUAUAAUUCUCUGUUUCUCCACAAGAGGGCACCGUGAGCAUGUGCAACGGUCCAAGCCGGUAAAUCCAGACAUACAUAAAAUAUAUAUAUAAUAUAUCUUUAUAUAUGUCUAUGGUUAAAUCAGCAAUCUUUCUCUCCUCUUCUUUAAUCAGUUUCCAUCAGCUGUUUUUAAGCCAAAUGUGACACUAAUUAUUCAAAUUAUUAUUACUUUGGUUUGUAAUGUAUUUGAUGUCCUGAUGUUGCUGUUGUGGAGAGAUUAUUUUUCAGGUUGUAUAUUUCCUUCAUGACCAACAGCUGAAAUCUGAGCUGAAAGUUAAUAUAUUCAGUAGGAAAAUCUAGUGCCUGUGCAAUGAUAGAAAUACUUGAAUGUGUGGUUUCAUAGCGGAGCGGGUCCAAACUGUAGAGCUCUUCAUACGCGUCUGUGCUGAAUGAGGCAGAUUCCUAAUUAUUAUCCUUUUCCUGUGGUCCUGUCUGGGUCGGGCCAGAACAGCGUGUGUGGCUGAAUCCAUGGAGACCAUGGUCCUAAAGGGAAAAUGUUUCUUUUUUUUCUUUGACUCAUUGUUUUUUAUAUUUAGUUUUGUUUUUUAUUUCUUUGCAUCAUGGUAACAGUGCAAUAAAACAAAAUCAGCAUAA